GACCCGUACCUUGUAUUCAAAAACAACAUUUUUGAAGUUCCGUUAUAAACCAAAGUAAAUUUGAAUUCAUUUCUAGUAAUAAAAUGUAUAGUUUUAGAUAAAGUAUAAUACCGUGAGUUUGUUUGUGUAUACACACAUAAUAUGUGUUUCAGUUUUGCAAGCGUGCAGUGAUCCAAUACAAGUGUGUGCGGAUUAAGAGUUUACUGAUUUGUGGUUUUUGCAAAUGACCUUCUGCGAAAAGAUAUUUAGAUAUCCAAUGUGGAAGCCGGCCAUCAUAUUUGUGCUGUUCGCAGUGCACAUCAAUCAACUGGAUAGUAUGGUCACAGAAUUCCCGCCUCUUUUAGAAGACUUGUUUGAUUUCUUAGUGGAAGGCAUAGAUUACACUAGACAUCAGACGCGAGACGAACUAAACGAGUUGAAGGAAUAUGAUUUCAUCAUAGUCGGCGCUGGUUCCGCCGGAGCAGUAGUGGCCAAUCGAUUGUCGGAAGUGCGCGCAUGGAAUGUAUUGUUGAUCGAAGCCGGUGAAGAAGAGCACUUCGUGAUGGACAUCCCUCUGCUAGCAAACAUGUUGCAGUUCACCGAAGCUAAUUGGAAGUACAAAACAAUGCCCUCCGACAAUUAUUGCAAAGGUCAUAUAAACAGGCAGUGCAAUUUUCCAAGAGGUAAGGUAAUGGGAGGUUCAAGUGUACUGAACUAUAUGAUAUAUACCAGAGGCCACAAAAAAGAUUAUGAUGGAUGGGCCAAUGCAGGAAAUGUUGGUUGGAAUGCAGAUGCAGUGCAAAAGUAUUUUCUCAAAUCAGAAGAUGCAAAUAAUAUUACUCUUCGAGAUUAUAAUUUCCAUAAAGAGGGAGGAUUCCUUUCAGUAUCAGAAUCACCAUACAAGAGUACGUUAGCCAAGUCAUUUGUUCAAUCCGGAUAUGAGCUUGGAUAUCCUGUAAGAGAUUUAAAUGGAAAAAAUCAAAUAGGUUUUAAUUUUCACCAAUUGACUAUGAAAAACGGAUUACGAUAUAGUACUAAUGUAGCGUUUCUUCAUCCUAUACGCAAACGGAAAAAUUUAUUUAUAAAAAAAAAAAGUCAUGUAACUCGGAUAUUGUUUGAUACAACUGGCCAUAGAGCAAUUGGAGUAGAAUAUUAUAGAGGAAAUAAAAAUUAUAGAGUUUUUGCACGCAAAGAAGUUAUUAUUUCAGCUGGAGCAGUUAAUUCUCCACAAUUACUCAUGUUAUCAGGGAUUGGACCAAAAGAUCACUUAAUAUCAAAAGGUAUUAAUGUUUUACGCGAUUUACAGGUAGGCCGUAAUCUAAUGGAUCAUGUAGCAUUGGGAGGUUUAACAUUUACUGUAAACGAUACAAGUUCAAUAAGAAGGCAAAGGCUUUUGGAAGAUCCCAAUAACAUACACAAUUUUUUAAAAUAUCAUAAGGGACCUAUAUCAGUAGCAGGAGGAACCGAAGCACUAGCUUUCUUUGACUUAAAUAAUAUUAAUGAUGUUGAUGGCCAUCCUAAUCUCGAAUUAUUAUUUAUUAAUGGCGCGGUGAGCUCAGAUGAAACGCUUAGAAAAUCAUUUGGCGUUAAGGAUAGUGUAUAUAAUAGUGUUUUUAAAAAAACAGAACAAAAAAAUACAUACAUGAUAUUUCCAAUGAUUAUGAGACCAAAAAGCAAAGGAUGGAUAGAACUAAAAGACCGUAACCCAUUUCGAUACCCAGCAAUUUACCCAAAUUAUUUUUCUGACGAAAGAGAUCUCGAUAUAAUAGUAGGAGGUGUAAGAAUAAGUGAACGAUUAUCACAAAUGAAUGCCUUCAAACGUGUUGAUGCUAAAUUAUGGAAAGAGCCCAUACCGGGUUGUGAACAUUUUCAGUUUGACUCAGACGAUUAUUGGAAGUGUGCAGCCAGACACCUGACAUUUACCAUAUAUCAUUUAUCUGGAACAUGUAAAAUGGGACCAAUAGGAGAUCCUACAGCUGUGGUUGAUCCAAGAUUAAGAGUUCACGGACUUAAAGGACUAAGAGUUAUUGAUGCCUCAAUUAUGCCUGAAAUUAUAUCUGCACAUACGAAUGCACCAACUAUCAUGAUUGCCGAAAAAGGAUCAGAUCUAAUUAAAGAAGAUUGGGGUAUUAUGGUUUAAGUUUAGAUAUUUAAAAAUUAAAUAGGUAAGCCAUUGUCUGUGAUAAAAAUAAAACAAAAUAAUUGUAUCAGUAAUAAUUUAUAACUUAAUAUUAUAAAUAUGUUUUAAGUUACACUUUGUAUUAUAUAAUACAUUUAUAUUUUAUA
Messenger RNA from Melanaphis sacchari, 2265 nucleotides. RefSeq names its product glucose dehydrogenase [FAD, quinone]-like. The transcript is spliced from 5 exons. Bases 224 to 2119 code for a protein of 631 amino acids. The record is from RefSeq and is a predicted model, not a curated record. Lineage: Eukaryota; Metazoa; Arthropoda; Insecta; Hemiptera; Aphididae. Gene Ontology annotation, molecular function: flavin adenine dinucleotide binding; oxidoreductase activity, acting on CH-OH group of donors.